AUGUCGACACCAGCUAGGAGAAGACUUAUGAGAGAUUUUAAAAGAAUGAAGGAGGAUGCUCCACCUGGAGUUUCGGGAUCUCCAUUGCCUGAUAACGUAAUGAUUUGGAAUGCUAUGAUAAUCGGUCCUUCCGAUACCCCAUAUGAAGAUGGAACAUUUAGAUUAUUGCUAGAAUUUGACGAAGAAUACCCUAACAAGCCACCUCACGUUAAAUUUAUUAGUGAAAUGUUCCAUCCUAAUGUUUAUGCAAAUGGUGAAAUAUGUUUGGAUAUCUUACAGAACAGGUGGACUCCGACAUACGAUGUCGCUUCGAUACUGACUUCUAUCCAAAGUUUGUUCAAUGAUCCAAAUCCAGCGUCACCUGCAAAUGUUGAGGCAGCAACUUUAUUUAAAGACCACAAGUCUCAAUACAUAAAAAAAGUACAGGAGACUGUAGAAAAAUCGUGGGAAGAUGAUUUAGAAGAUAUGGACGACGACGAUGAUGAUGAUGAAGAUGAUGAUAACGAAUGA
Tetrapisispora phaffii CBS 4417 is the source of this 510-nucleotide messenger RNA. It is a transcript of the gene RAD6, whose product is annotated as E2 ubiquitin-conjugating protein RAD6. Gene Ontology annotation, cellular component: HULC complex. The transcript has a single exon. The record is from RefSeq and is a predicted model, not a curated record. Bases 1 to 510 code for a protein of 169 amino acids. NCBI's taxonomy places the organism in Eukaryota, Fungi, Ascomycota, Saccharomycetes, Saccharomycetales, Saccharomycetaceae. Gene Ontology annotation, biological process: proteasome-mediated ubiquitin-dependent protein catabolic process; DNA repair; protein polyubiquitination. Gene Ontology annotation, molecular function: ubiquitin conjugating enzyme activity.